This is a messenger RNA of Pantherophis guttatus, 2395 nucleotides long. NCBI's taxonomy places the organism in Eukaryota, Metazoa, Chordata, Lepidosauria, Squamata, Colubridae. The record is from RefSeq and is a predicted model, not a curated record.
AUGAGCUUCUGGCACGUCCUGCCCUUCUUCUUUGCCAUUCAUGAGGUCAACCAGAAUCCAAAGCUGUUACCAAACAUCUCCCUGGGAUACAGCAUCUAUGAGAACUUUUUCAAUGCAAGGAUCACAUCCGAAGUCAUGAUGGACUUGCUGUCUACAGGGCAGGAGAAUGUCCCAAACUACAGUUGCGGAAGACAAAACAAUCUUUUGGCUGUGUUUGAAGAGACUGAUUCAGAACUCUUUAAUUACAUUUCAGCUAUGCUAGGCACCUACAAAAUUCCACAAAUCAACUAUGGGGUCAUCAGCCACAUUCCAGAGCAGAAACACCAUUUUCCUUUUUUCUACCGGAAAGUUUGGAAGAGAUGCCUGGAGAAAGAGAGCUGGGAAAUCCCAGCCCAGGAUCUGGUUGAAAGAAUCCUGUCUGAGGAUGGCUCCAGUAUUUCCACAGCAAUCCAGGUUGUGGCCUGGGCCCUCAGUGCUGCUUUUUCCUCCCAAAGGAGUAAGAGGAAGAUGCAUAUUUGGGAUAUCCAGAUGCUCCAUCCUUUUCUAAGAAACUUCCAGAUUUACAAUUUUUCUGUAAAUGAUGUUUAUUUGGAUGAGAAUGGAAUUCCUACUGCUGACUUUGAUAUCAUGGACUGGGCAGUAUUUCCCAACAAAUCUGCUGCUGGGGUGGUAAUUGGGAAUAUUGGAAAAGAAGAAGUCUCUUCAGAUAUCAAGGUCUCUAUCCACGAGAGUGCCAUCAUAUGGCCAACGUCUUUUAACCAGAAGGCCCCCUUUUCUAGGUGUAUUGAAAGUUGCCUCCCAGGAUAUACCAAGCUCUUGAGGGAGGGAGAACCACUUUGCUGUUAUGACUGUUCUCCAUGCAUGGAAGGAACCAUCUCUGUGCAGGAAGAUGUAGCCCAUUGUGAAAAGUGUCCAGAUGACCACCAUUCCAACAACAAACGAGAUCUGUGUGUUCCCAAAGUUAUGACAUUUCUGUCCUACAGAGAAAACUUAGGUCUUGUUCUGGCUAUCUCUGCCCUUUUUUUGUCUCUAAUCACUGCCUCAGUUCUAGGAAUUUUUAUUAAAUAUCGAGAAACUCCCAUAGUCAAAGCCAACAACCGGGAUCUCACCUACAUUCUGCUGAUCUUUCUCUUGCUUUCCUUCUUGACUUCCCUUCUCUUCAUUGGUCAACCCAAGAAAGCGACCUGCCUUCUUCGACAAACUGCCUUCAGUGUUGUUUUCUCAGUUGCCGUGUCAUCCUUGCUGGCCAAGACUAUCAUGGUGGUGGUGGCAUUUCUGGCCACAAAGCCAGGCAGCAGGAUGAGGAAAUGGCUGGGGAAAUCUCUGGCCAAUUUCAUCAUCUUCUCCUGCUCUGGUGUUCAGGUGGGCAUCUGUUUCAUAUGGCUGGGAAUCUUUCUCCCAUUCCCAGAUUCUGACUUCUAUUCCCAAAAAGGACAGAUCCUACUGCAAUGCAAUGAAGGUUCAGUUACAAUGUUUUACAGUGCCCUUGGCUAUAUGGGCUUUCUGGCUGCCAUAUGCUUCUUGGUGGCGUUCCUGGCCCGGAGGUUGCCAGGCUCUUUCAACGAAGCCAAGCUGAUCACCUUCAGCAUGUUGGUUUUUUGCAGUGUUUGGGUCUCCUUUGUCCCCACCUACCUGAGCACCAAAGGGAAAUACAUGGUGGCUGUGCAGAUCUUCUCCAUCCUGACUUCCAGCCUGGGCUUACUGGGCUGCAUCUUUGUCCCCAAAUGUUACGUCAUCAUUCUGAGACCUGAUUUGAACAUGAAGGAGCAUCUAAUGAUGAAAAACAACUAGAGCUCUUGAUUUUGGCAAUUAUUGUUUUUAUCCAAAUGGUAGCUAAAAUAAAAUAAGACAUUGCAAAUUGCAAUAAGAUUGCAAAAUUGCAAAUUUUUUGGUAUUUGUUCUAAGAAUUUUUUCUUUCUUCCAUGUGAUUAAUCUUGCUAUCAAUAAAUAGCAUAGGAAAGUUAUUGAUGUUUCUUCCAGCAGUUUAAAACCAUGUUAUUUGUCUUCCAAUCUACAUUUCUUCAAUAUCCAUUCAGCAUACAAGUUGAAUAAAUAAGAAGGAUGUCAGCCCUGGAAGCCAUCUUUUUCUUUAGAGCUUCUGAGCUGUCACAUUUAGUGCCUGGGAAAACGGGAUGGGGGAUUUCAAGGAGUCGGUGGAGAAUUAGCCAUAACAACAUUCCUUUCUCUGGGAACCAAGGACAAUCAGCCUGCACCUGGAUGGGCGUGCCCGGGGGUUUGCCUCCAGUUGGGACAGUGAAUUGAUUGGAUCAUGUGAUGGACAUGUGGGUGAAGGGGAUGGAACUUUGACUUUCUUUUGGGUGAGGAAAACUGGAAGCUUUCAGAUUUGGGUUUUCCCAGAUGUGUCAAUAUGACUUCUCUAAUAAAAUGGAACUUU